Chrysoperla carnea is the source of this 1764-nucleotide messenger RNA. Its product is annotated as zinc finger protein 664-like. Bases 1 to 1518 code for a protein of 505 amino acids. Gene Ontology annotation, biological process: regulation of transcription by RNA polymerase II. The transcript has a single exon. Gene Ontology annotation, cellular component: nucleus. Gene Ontology annotation, molecular function: DNA-binding transcription activator activity, RNA polymerase II-specific; RNA polymerase II cis-regulatory region sequence-specific DNA binding. The record is from RefSeq and is a predicted model, not a curated record. Lineage: Eukaryota; Metazoa; Arthropoda; Insecta; Neuroptera; Chrysopidae.
AUGGACCAUAUUAAAUAUAAACAUCAAAAAAUUAAAACGGAAAUUCAACUAAAUGAGGAAUUUAUUGAGGACCUUAUUAAAUUUGAACAGCAAUUACACACAGAAGUAAUUAUUAAAGAAGAAAUAUUAGAUGAAAAUGAUAUAAAUAUACAAAAAGAGAAAAAAUUAUCUUGUGAUGUUGGUGAGAACCGGAUUAAAAUCGAAAAACAAGUAAAAAAUGAAUAUCCAGAAAAUCAAACCGAACAAACAUUCGAUUGCUAUAAUAAUGACGAACACGUUAAAAAUAUACAAAAUAAAUCUGCGAGUAAUAAAUUAACAACGCAUAAACGACUUCAUACUGGAGAAAAACCGUAUUCAUGCGACGUAUGUGAUAAAAGUUUUAACCGAGCAAAUGGUUUAGUUCUCCACAAACGGAUACAUACUGGAGAGAAACCUUAUGCAUGUAACGUUUGUGAUAAAUCAUUUAAACUCGAAUUUACUCUCCGUUACCAUAAACGAAUCCAUACCGGAGAGAAACCUUAUGCAUGUGACAUCUGUAAUCAAAAAUUCAGACAACAAUGUACUCUAGAUCGCCAUAAACGAAUACAUACUGCAGACAAACCUUACGCAUGUAACGUUUGUGAUAAAUCAUUUAAACUCGAACUUACUCUCCGUUACCAUAAACGAAUCCAUACGGGAGAGAAACCUUAUGCAUGUGACAUCUGUAAUCAAAAAUUCAGACAACAAGGUAAUCUACAUCGCCAUAAACGAAUACAUACUGGAGAGAAACCUUUUUCAUGUGAUUUCUGUGGUAAAUCAUUUAGCCACCAAACUAGUUUACGAAUUCAUAAACGAUUACAUACGGGGGAGAAACCUUUUUCAUGCGAGGUUUGUGAUAAAACAUUUAACAACAACGAUCAUUUACGUCUUCAUAAACGAACUCAUACUAGAGAGAAACCUUAUUCAUGUGACGUAUGCGAUAAAACUUUUGGCCAGCGAAGUAAUUUAAUUUUUCAUAAACGAGUACAUACGGGAGAGAAACCUUAUUCAUGUGACGUUUGUGAUAAAACAUUCAGUCGUAGAAAUACUUUACGUUUCCAUAAACAAAUACAUACAGGGGAGAAAUCUUAUUCAUGCGACGUAUGUAAUAAAUCAUUUUCCUGGCGAAGUAAUUUACUUUUUCAUAAACACACACAUGCUGGAACUUAUUCAUGCGACGUUUGUUUUAAAACAUUCAACCAGCAAGAUAGUUUACUACGCCAUAAACGAAUACAUAAUGUAAAGAAAGCUUAUUCAUGUGACGUUUGUGAUCAAUCAUUUACUCAAAAAUACAACUUAAUUCGUCAUGAACAAUUGCAUACUGGAAAAAAAUCUUAUUCUUGUAAGGUUUGUGAUAGAACAUUUUCACAAAAAUAUAACUUAAAUCGCCAUGAAGAUUUACAUAGUGGAGAGAAACCUUAUUCAUGCGACGUUUGUGAUAAAUCAUUUGCCCAGAAAAGUUAUUUAGCUAAACAUAAACUACUUCAUUCAAAUGUGUAACUAUUUUCGUAUUUUACUCACUCGUAUCCACUUGAUAACUAAAACCAAUCCAAAAGCAUGCUCAAAUUGUGGAGUAAUAGUGACUGUACAACAUAUAAUGGUGGAAUAUGAGAGCCUCCAACAGCAAAGAAGAAUUGGGGGUCUGUCAAAUAUUAUCAACAUUUUAUUUACAGAAGUGUCUCCGAACCAUCUUAUUGAAUAAUAUUAAAUUUAUUAUAGUUUUGUAAAUAUUAAUCGAUGUUGAAA